CAUUCCAUUCUAUCCCAUCUCGAUCUACCAUAGUACCAUACUACCAUGCCAUGACAAUUCCACCCUCCACUCUCCCUUUAUAUAAACCACCAUUCAACCUUCUUCCUCUACUACAUCGUUUCUCCAGCCUCUAAACUCUGUUUUUCCAACAGGCGGCGCCACGUCAUCCGCAGCCGCCGACUUUUAACUAACUCCGUCAUGGAUUCCUCGAAUGGCGCUGCGUACGAGCCCUUGCCGGAGAGCGACGGAGCGGUUGCAUCGCCGCAUGGCGAUAACGAAGCCAGCAAUGAGCUGGAGAGAAUCCUCCUCGACACUGGAAUCCCGCGGUGGCAGCGCCUUAAGCUCGCCACGUGGAUCGAAUUGAAGCUCCUCUGUUACCUCGCCGCCCCCGCCGUCAUCGUCUACAUGAUCAACUACCUCAUGUCCAUGUCCACCCAAAUCUUCUCCGGCCACCUCGGCAAUCUUGAACUCGCCGCCGCUUCCCUCGGCAACACCGGCAUUCAAAUCUUCGCCUAUGGUCUCAUGCUGGGAAUGGGAAGUGCGGUGGAAACACUGUGUGGGCAAGCAUUUGGAGCAGGGAAAUAUGAAAUGCUGGGGAUAUAUCUUCAAAGAUCAACAGUUCUGCUGACAAUAACCGGUGUUCUUCUUGCUUUGAUAUAUGUUUUCUCGGAGCCUAUACUAAUAUUCCUCGGCCAAGCACCAAACAUUUCCUCGGCCGCUGCCUUGUUUGUCUACGGCCUAAUUCCCCAAAUCUUUGCCUACGCCAUAAACUUCCCCAUCCAGAAAUUUCUGCAAGCUCAGAGCAUUGUAACACCGAGUGCUUACAUAUCAGCUGCCACGCUGGUGUUCCACCUCAUAUUGAGCUGGCUUGCGGUGUAUAAGCUGGGGCUUGGGCUCUUGGGGGCAUCUCUAGUCCUCAGCUUUUCUUGGUGGGUAAUUGUGAUAGGCCAAUUUGUUUAUAUAGUGAAGAGUGAGAAGUGCAGGCAAACAUGGACAGGGUUCAGUGUUCAAGCCUUUUCAAGCCUGUGGGGAUUCUUUAAAUUGUCCGCGGCCUCGGCCGUGAUGCUGUGCUUGGAAACUUGGUACUUUCAGAUUCUUGUUUUGUUGGCUGGUUUGCUUGAGAAUCCUGAAUUGGCUUUGGAUGCACUGUCUAUUUGUACAACAAUUUCUGGAUAUGUUUUUAUGAUAUCAGUUGGAUUCAAUGCAGCGGCAAGUGUGAGGGUGAGCAAUGAACUGGGAGCAGGACACCCAAAGUCGGCAGCAUUUUCAGUGGUGGUCGUGAACUUGAUCUCUUUUAUCAUCUCGGUGAUAGCCGCCAUCAUUGUCCUUGCUUUGCGUCAUGUUAUCAGCUAUGUGUUCACAGACGGAGAAGUUGUGGCUGAUGCUGUUUCCGAUCUCUGUCCAUUGCUUGCACUUACCCUUGUUCUCAACGGGAUCCAACCUGUAUUAUCUGGCGUGGCUGUUGGAUGCGGGUGGCAAACGUUCGUUGCAUAUGUCAAUGUUGGCUGCUAUUACGUAGUAGGAGUUCCUGUAGGAGCAGUCUUGGGAUUUUACUUCAACUUAGGUGCUAAGGGUAUAUGGUGUGGAAUGAUUGGUGGAACGGUGAUGCAGACCAUCAUUUUGUUGUGGGUCACAAUUCGAACGGAUUGGAACAAAGAGGUGGAAGUAGCCAAGAAAAGAUUGAAUCAGUGGGAUUCAAAACCGGAACCCCUUUUGUCCAAGACCUGAAAGAGGAGCAUACAAACGAAGGCAUUGCUUUGCAUUAAUUCUUUCCCUGGCGGGAUUGCCAAUUAAUUAGUCAACUAAAAGGUGUCUGAUAAACGAGUUGCUGCUGAGAUGAGAGCUGGCGACAUUGUGUAUUUUAAGUCAGGAAUCUGGGCAGGAAAUUUAGACUCAAGGAAGCUUAAUGUUGUGUCAACAGAUAUGUGCAAUAGUACGUGUUUAGUGGUGUACUUCACUGUUCUAGCCUUCCGGGCUGUAUUCAAAAUAAAUUUGUUAUAAGUUCAAUUGGAAAUCAUGAUUUCAACUUCCUGAACGUCUCUGUCAUUCUUAGAUCCCAGAAAGUAAUAAAAUAUAGAGCAUUGUCUUUUAGUGUA
Messenger RNA from Ipomoea triloba (trilobed morning glory), 2096 nucleotides. Its product is annotated as protein DETOXIFICATION 40. Gene Ontology annotation, biological process: xenobiotic detoxification by transmembrane export across the plasma membrane. The coding region runs from base 199 to 1728 and encodes 509 amino acids. The record is from RefSeq and is a predicted model, not a curated record. NCBI's taxonomy places the organism in Eukaryota, Viridiplantae, Streptophyta, Magnoliopsida, Solanales, Convolvulaceae. The transcript has 7 exons. Gene Ontology annotation, molecular function: antiporter activity; xenobiotic transmembrane transporter activity. Gene Ontology annotation, cellular component: membrane.